GUUCACUGACUCAACACGGGGUGGCAGUAAUGCGACACCGAGGAUGCUAGCUGCCAUUGGACCUCGAAGAAGAGGACGAAGAAGAAGAAGAAGAUGAAGAUGGAGUCAGAAACAGGACGUUGCGCCUAAUCUGGGAAUCUGCAGACCGCUGAAUAUCAAUAAACCUGAACCUGUUUACUUUGGGAACGACAGACUGUGUGUCUCUCCCGCGUAGCACCGACAGCCGGACUCCAGUUGGGUUCUCCAAGCUCCCAGAAGUUCCUCCCUUCCUCCACUCAUCAUGGUGGACUACUACCAGGUUUUAGGAGUAAGGAGAGAUUCGUCUGCGGAUGACAUAAAGAAAGCCUACAGAAAGCUGGCGCUGAGGUGGCACCCUGAUAAAAACCCUGAGAACAAGGAGGAGGCCGAGAUAAAGUUCAAGGAGCUGUCUGAGGCUUAUGAAGUCCUGUCAGAUGCCAACAAGAGGUCCAUAUAUGACCGCUACGGCAAAGAAGGGCUGACCGGGACCAACGGAGGAAGAGGGGGCCACUUCCACAACGGAGAGCAUUUCCACGAACAUUUCACAUUCCGCAACCCAGAUGACGUCUUCAGGGAAUUCUUCGGAGGCAGCGACCCGUUUGCAGACUUCUUCGGUACAGAUCCAUUCAACGAGGACCCGUUCUUCGGCCGGCGGCACCAGAACCGGGCCAAUCGCAGCCGAACAGGCGGCUCGUUUUUUGGGGGCUUUGUUGGGUUUCCUCCUUUUGGUGCCGGCUUCUCCGCCUUCGACCCGGGCUUCGGCUCUUUCGGCUCUAUGAGUCAUAUGGGUCAUAUGGGUCACAUGGGUCACAUGGGUCACAUGGCACCCAUGGCCAGCCUGGGAGGCGGAGGCUUCGCCUCUUUCUCCUCCUCCUCCUUCGGGGGAGGUGGAGGAGGCAUGGGCAACUUCCGCUCAGUAUCUACCUCCUCCAAGAUCAUCAACGGAAGGAAGAUCACCACUAAAAGGAUCGUGGAGAACGGUCAGGAGCGGGUGGAGGUGGAGGAGGACGGUCAGCUGCGGUCAUUAACCAUUAACGGCAAAGAGCAGCUGCUGCGGCUGGAGCACAAGUGAGGAGGGAGAGCGCCCCCUGCUGGAGAAGUGUUACCUCGGCACAAACAGACCAACACAUUUGAGCUCCAAUCGGAAGGAGGAAGAGGAAGAAAAAGCAUAAAACCACCGUAAUAAUAGUGCUCCGCUGUUGUUUGGGUGUACAUACUUAGUUUGUUUCCCCUCGUGUCCUCUCUCCCUGCUGACUCUCUGUUGAUCGUCGGUUUGAUUCCCAAAUUAGGACGCAGACAUUCUAUGCAUUUUUGUUAAUGUAUUUCUGAAUUGGAGCUGUCCUUUUACUUUGGCUCAGGGUGGUGUUAUUGUUUGCGUGUUUCGGACCACAGUAUUGCUCUGAUGUAAAUGACCCUACAUACACACACACUGUG
This is a messenger RNA of Pungitius pungitius (ninespine stickleback), 1452 nucleotides long. RefSeq names its product DnaJ heat shock protein family (Hsp40) member B6a (gene dnajb6a). Bases 281 to 1090 code for a protein of 269 amino acids. The record is from RefSeq and is a predicted model, not a curated record. Lineage: Eukaryota; Metazoa; Chordata; Actinopteri; Perciformes; Gasterosteidae. The transcript has 8 exons. Gene Ontology annotation, molecular function: Hsp70 protein binding.